GAACUCGAGAACUACUAAGCAAGAACUUUUUGAUGGGGUACUGCCACGUUGGAGCAAUUUCCUGGCGUCUUAAAUAAUAAGCUGAUAGUGGGGUCUCUUCAGGUCUGUUCAGUUAUGUUACAAAAACUUAUAACGUCCAAGAUGAAAAAAUACCAUGUAAGCUAGUUAGCAGUGAAUUUUUACGCGUUUUUAUAAACAACACACAGCUGGUGUCCUGGGAUAUACAAAAAAGGCCUACCAAGACUGACCUCUAUUUCCAUUCAAGACUUCACUCAAAAUGCUUUAAAAGUGGCCUAGUUCUCAAACUCACAGAGCAACAUGGGUGGUACCGUCCUGGUUCUGUCAUCGACGGUUUCUGUGUUGGGCGGAUUGGUAUUCGGGUAUGAACUGGGUAUCAUCUCGGGGGCUCUGCUUCAACUGCAAAAGGAAUUCCACCUCGGCUGUUUCCAACAGGAAGUUGUUGUGAGCGCCCUUCUCUUUGGAGCUCUUUCAGCCUCUCUGAUUGGUGGAGUCCUUAUUGACAGUUAUGGCCGAAGGAAUUCCAUACUGUUCAGUAACCUGCUGGUACUGGGAGGCAGCUUGACGCUUGUAUUUUCUGGCUCCCUUGUUUCCUUAGUAGUUGGACGGAUCACUGUUGGCUUCGCCAUGUCCAUUUCCUCCAUGUCCUGCUGCAUUUUCGUCUCGGAGAUGGUAAACUCCCAGCGCAGAGGAAUGCUGGUGUCUCUGUAUGAAGCUGGGAUCACGGUUGGCAUUCUCACAUCUUAUUCCCUGAAUUAUGUUUUUGCUGAUACCACAGGCGGGUGGAAAUACAUGUUUGGAUUGGCUAUCGCGCCUUCUUUAAUUCAAUUCAUCUGUAUUCUCUUCCUACCCCCCAGUUCUGAGACCCCCAAAAGUGUUAAAGUGGAGGAACCUGCCCACAGCGGACUCAUGCAGUUAACUAGAGUAGAAGAGUCGGAGGACCCUGUAACGCUUGUGGACACUGGGAAACAAUACAGCUUCUUGGAUCUCUUUCAGACUAAAGAUAACAUGAGGACCAGGACACUAAUUGGGUUGGGUCUUGUACUUUUUCAGCAGUUUACUGGCCAACCCAACGUGCUGUUCUAUGCUUCAACUAUCUUUCAUUCAGUGGGUUUUCAAAGCACUGCUUCAGCGGUUUUGGCCUCCGUUGGGCUUGGAAUUGUCAAGGUUGUGGCUACGUUGGUUGCCAUGAGCUGUGCAGAUAAAGUUGGCCGGAGAGCGCUCCUGAUUGGCGGAUGCAUUGUGAUGUCAGUGUCGGUGACUGCUAUUGGCCUUUUAAGCCAGCAUGCUUUGCUUCAUGUCAAGAAGACCUGCGAUGCUGCUGAUCAUUUUAAAAGCAAUCUUUCUUCAAAGACUUCUCUCAGUGACCCCACAAGUUUAAAUAUUUCUUUUUAUCCCAUUAUGAAUCCGAGCAUUAACAGCUUUAAAUGGAUGAGCAGCGGUGAGAAUAUCAGUUCUUUGAGUUUGGGGUCUCCAGAUGGCUCACAGCCUCAUGCUGUGCCUCCGUCUGCCCUGCUGGAAGCUCAAGUAGAGCCUGUAACUCCGAAGUAUGGCAUUGCUGGAGAUCAUGGGGUAUUAAACUGGAUCACCUUGUUAAGCAUGAUGGCAUUUGUAAGUGCAUAUUCGGUUGGCUUUGGACCAAUGACCUGGUUAGUAUUGAGUGAGAUAUUCCCUGCUGGAUUAAGAGGGAGAGCAUUUGCAUUCACCAACUGUUUUAACUGGGCAGCCAAUCUGAUUGUCACGUUAACUUUCCUGGAUGUAAUUGAUGCAUUGAGUCUGUCUUGGACGUUCCUGUUGUAUGGAGUGAUCGCAGUAGCUGCUGUUGUGUUCAUUUACCUCUUGCUUCCUGAAACCAAGGGAAAGUCACUUGAAGAAAUAGACAAAGAGCUUUCUGGAAAAAGGUUGUUUCAAAGAGGAAUAUUUUGGAAAUGUUUUAGCAGGAAAGUAAUUUCUUCAGCAGGAUAUCAAAGAGUUCAACUGUCAAUGGAGUAGAAGCCACAAGCUAGCUUUGGCUGAUUUGUACUUUUUUUUUUUUUUAACGUGCAAUCAUUUUAAAUACAUAAACGUCUACAAAUAGUAUUUGUAUGUGGUGUUCUGACUAACUUUUUUUUUUUUUUUUUUAAAUAUUGAAAUGCGUUUUCUUGUUUGUAUAAUGAAUAUUGUACAAUAUAUUUGAAUUUGUGCAGAUGUCAUGUCAGGACCACAAAAUAAAAGUUUUCAUGCAAAAUGUCACUUGCUACGGUUUUACAAACAGAAUACAACCAAAUCAUAUAUAUUAUAACAAUUUGUGACAAACCACAAAAAGCACUGACAAACCUCAUUAUGAUACAAACAAAAAGAAACAAAGAAAAAAGAGAAAUAAUUUAAGAAAACAAUACACCAAAAGUGAAGCUCACCAAUAAAUUCCACCUGGCCUAGUGGGGCACCUGACCAGUAGGGGUCGCUAAAGUACAAUAAGGUGAUCACUGGAUGCACAGUAUGGUCCCACAGGUGUGAUCAGCAACCCUGCACACACAGGACUGAAACCAGCCAUGCAUUCCUCACCCUGCACUUCAAGGGGCAGUGUUUUCACAAGGGAGCCCCCUACAGAACUGUUUUUGAUGUUUUAAAAUCAAUAAUAGUUCAUAAUAUGGUUUGGUUUGAAAUAAACAAUUCUGCAACAGUAAGAUAGUGUUUGUCACGAUGCUACCAAAUGUCAAAUUGGAUUUUACUCUUCAAUUACAUAUUGUUAUUUCCAAUUGUCCUCACGCUGUAUAACAUAGUGAUGUGUAUUAUGAUGACAAAGUAAAAGAAGAAUGUCAAAUAUCACCAGUUUUCACUGCCAUUGUUAAUACAUACAAGGCCGGAGACUCAUGGUUCUUACUCCGUACUAUAGGAAUGUUGUGGUAAUGGGGCAGUGUACACAUUUUUUUAAGCGGUUUCAUUAAUUUUCAUUUCCAUUUUAAAGGGCCGUCCAUUUCUCAAGAAAAGGAAAUUGGCAUUGCAAGAGAAGGCACAAUUCUAAAAUGCAGUGGUUCAUCCAUUUAGUCACAGUGUAGUCCUUGAAGACAGCCACCCUUGAGGCUGCUGUAAAUAGAUUCAUUGGUAGGCAUGUAAUGAAUGAGAGCGGACUGCAAUAAUAAGUUUAUCGUGAAGUGCAGCCUGUGUGGAGCAUCUGGGGAUGGAGAACAUA
Molecule: messenger RNA, 3190 nt
Organism: Acipenser ruthenus (sterlet)
Lineage: Eukaryota; Metazoa; Chordata; Actinopteri; Acipenseriformes; Acipenseridae
Product: solute carrier family 2, facilitated glucose transporter member 10-like
Exons: 6
Coding region: 319-2010 (563 amino acids)
Biological process (GO): transmembrane transport
Cellular component (GO): membrane
Molecular function (GO): transmembrane transporter activity
Source: RefSeq, a predicted model, not a curated record